AUGCCGUCUUUUACUACCCCGCUCUUUCCAUCAAGUUCUUCAAGCAACCCGAGUUUUAUAAGCGAGAUGACUCUUUUGUCCCCCAAGGCUAUAGACUUUCUCCUCCCUCCAGGUUCCUGGGAAAAUGUUUCUGAGGGCUGCCUCUGCCAGCAUUUCUGGAACCUUGCACUGAAGCAGCAGCCAGGUAGGGGACCCAUUUCUCUGAGGCCUUUUCCCACACACCGUCAUAUCCCUAACAAUAAUUCAGAGCCCAGUACCUUGGACUCCCAGUCUUCGACAACCUUGUUCCUCUCCUCGGAGGAGCCAGGCCCCUCCACUGCCGCCCUGCCAUCUCCCUCCUCCUCUUCCUGUGAGCCCCAGGCCUUUUCCCCAGGUCCGCCAGUGCUGCCCCUGCUGUUGCCUCCGCUCCCCGCAGCCUCGGCGCCCCCAGGCCCCGGCGCCUCCCGGCGCACAGGCCGCUACUCGGUCGUCGCCUCCUCUCCGGAGGCCGCCCCGCGUCUGGUCGACUGGCUCCCCGGUUGCCCUUCGACCACCUCUCCCAGCACACGCGGGGAUGACAAGGAGCGGCCGCCGCCAGUCCUGGCACCGGCCGAGGGCCCGGAAAGGAGCCGCGCCCCCCGCCCCAGCACCGCGGGCAGGGAGGAGGGCACCGUGGACGCGGGUACAUCCCCGCCGCCCCGAGCCCGGCCCGCCGCUGCGGCGAGCUUGGAUGCCCACGUCGGGGACAUCCUGGUGGAGCUGCGGACCAUGAACGGCCACCUGGACAUCAUAGCGCGGGCCCUCACCAAACUGGCUUCGUCCCUGGGGCCCCAGCCUGAGCCGCUGCCAGAUGCUCCGGAUGCCAACUAAUGGAGCUCGGCGAGGCUGGGCUGCCCCGGGGCCAAGGGAUCGCUUGCACCAGGCAUCCCUGCCUGUCCUUCCCCAGCAGCGAAGAGCGCCCGGCGGAGGAGCGGUUGCUCUGCGCAGCUGCCUGGCGGAACGCACGGCCCUAGCGUUUCAACGUGAAACAGACCCGGUUGCGCCUCGCACCCUCUUCCUCCGCUCUCUCGGCUCUCUCACGGCGGCCCCUGCCCCGGCUUCCUGGCCCUUCACAUGCCCUUCUCUUGUCUUGAGCUCCUAGCAGAAAAAGUGCCUGGAGACGGCGGUGGCGUCCUGCGAAGGAUGCUUAGAGAAACACUGUUUCACAUCCCAUUCCUGCCACUUCCGCGUGGUGUGGAGGGAGAGGAGCUCAAAGCAUGUCACCAAAGCAGCAGCGAGGCCAGCUUCAGCGUUGGUGGGGCAUCCAUCUCUGGUGACGUUCACAAGUUUGUUUGUUUUUAAAAUCGUUUUUGGAAAAAUAUUUUUUUUUUCUCAUAAACACAUUUCAAGAAGUUUGGAAAAUAGAGAAAUGAAACAAAAUCUGGUGUAUUUGGGGAAAAGGGGGGUAUUUAAGUCUUUCUUAUGAGUAAGAAAGUAUUUUGUGUAAUAAAAACAAUUUUAUAUUCAUUUUCUGGACGUUGGGCUCUCCCUACCACAUUUCUUCCUUUGCACGGCCCCUUUCUCUCUGUGCUUAGUUGCUUGGCCCAGCCCUCCUAUAGUCCUUGAGUUGUUGAACUUUUCUCAUACUUGUGAAGUAUAAGCUUCUUUUUAAAUUUAAUAUACUUUAUUUUUUGUUAAGAGACAGUCUUACUCUGUCACCCAGGCUGGAGUGCAGAGGCGCGAUCUCAGGUCACUGCAGCCUCUACCUCGCAGGCUCAAGUGAUCCUCCCACCACAGCCUCCUGAGUAGCUGGGACUACAAGCAUGAGCCACUGCACCUGACAAGAAUAAGCUUUUAAUGGUUCUUCUGAUUCUUUCCAUAACUCCCAGAUCUCCAUAAAUUUGAUAGACCCACUCCUCUCAUUUGGACUGAGUGGAAACCAAGUUCCAGAGUGACUGGGCAAUAAAUAUGGAGGAAACAGCAUCCCCAGCCUCUACUCACUGCCAGAAUGACCAGCUUCCCCAGUUGAGACAACCAAAAAAUGUUUCCAGACAUCGCCACUGUGCCCUGGUUGAGAUCCACUAACCUAUGUAGAAUUUCAAAAAUUUGGGAUGACCCACACUCUCCAGAAUCUGGCUUCCCUUGGUGAAGCAGGGCUCUUCUCUUCCUAUUAGAAUUUUAAUAAAGUGUGCUUCUUUGCUAGAAGCAAACAUGCUAUGCUGCUCUUUCUUCAGAAACAAAUGAAAAGAUUCGUGCACGGUGGCUCACGCCUGUAAUCCCAGCACUUUGGGAGGCUGAGGCAGGUGGAUCACUUGAGGUCAGGAGUUCGAGGCCAGCCUGACCAACAUGGUGAAACUCUGUCUCUACUAAAAAUACAAAAUUAGCUGGGCAUGGUGGCACAUGCCUCUAAUCCCAGCUACUCAGGAGGCUGGAGCAGGAGACUGGCUUGAACCCAGGAGUCGGAGGUCACAGUGAGCCGAGAUUGUGCAUUGCACUCCAGCCUGGGCAACAAGAGCAAAACUCUGUCUCAAAAAAAAAAAAAAAAAAAAAAAAAGAAACAAGCAAACGAAAGGUCUGAGACCACAUUGCACAAAAUAAGACCCUGUCUGGGAGCACUUGUAGGGCUCACAGCUGGUGUUCUGCCGCUGGUAGAGUUUGUGCACCUCUAGUGCCUCACAGACUUUGAUAAGCAGGAACUACGUGGAGAGCUAGUGAAAAUGCAGAUUCUGAUUCAGAAGCUCUGGAGUGGGGCCUGAGACUCAGCAUUUCUAGACAGCUCCGGGGAGAUGCGGAUGCUACUGAUCCAAGACAUACUGUGAGUAGCAAGAAAGUAAUGAGGGGUUUUCUGCUCUGGAAUUCCUGCUUAUUUGAGUUGCCACUGUUCCCCAGGAACUUCUGCUUGUCUUUGUACCCCACAGUGCCUAGAUUCCUCAACUCUAACCAAAGCUUUGGUUUUUUCUUUUUUUUUUUUUUUGGCAGAGUGUGUUAGCUCUGGCCUCCUACUUCUAAAAAUGUUCCAGUGAAGUUCAAUCUAAUUCAACAAACAUUUACUGAGUGCUACAAUGCUGGUGCCUCGGGGGACACAAGAUGAAUAGGAUAAGGAGGAGAAUUGAUGGCCCAAAGUGACUGUCCUGCCCUGUGAUCUGCCCUUUAGCUGAAGAAACAGCAAAACCAGCAUCAACUGCAGCAACUGGGAGCAUCAAGUUUUUAUUCAUUUGUUGAUUUGAACAGUAUUUCAUUCUGAUUUUAACUGACUUCUUUUGCAUUACAUUAAAAACAACAACAAAAGACUGAAAUCUUUCAAGAACAAAGAGGAGCUGGCCUAUAAAUCCUAAAUACAGAUGUAGUGAUUGAACCCAUCUAGGUAGCUUAUGAAUAUAAAACUCACCCAAAGUUUCCUCCACACUUGAGAGAUAACCACCGUUAAUAUUUUGGCAACUACUCUUUGAAGCAUUUGUGCCUAAAUACAAAUACCUAUGCGUGUGCAAUUUUACUUAACUAUGGUCACAGUAGGCCUGCUGUUCUGUAACCUGUUUUUUUUUUUAAUCUUGAUAAUAGGUGAUAGAAAUCUUUCAUUUAAACAGCAAUGUUAUAUAUGAAGCAAAAUUUGCUUAACCA
Nomascus leucogenys (northern white-cheeked gibbon) is the source of this 3576-nucleotide messenger RNA. RefSeq names its product vegetative cell wall protein gp1-like. Lineage: Eukaryota; Metazoa; Chordata; Mammalia; Primates; Hylobatidae. The transcript has 5 exons. The record is from RefSeq and is a predicted model, not a curated record. Bases 1 to 849 code for a protein of 282 amino acids.